AUGGACUCCUUGACUGAUGAACAACGGGAGUACCUUGCCACACUGAAUCGUCGUGGCCCGGCUAGGCUGCGUGAUGCCAGUCGCUCUCGCAGCCGUGACCGCCGUGCCAUCGCUUCUUCGACCGAUGAGCGCUCUCGCCCUUGGCGUGCACCGAGUCCGCUGCUGGUCCAAGGACCACCUGCUCUUGCGGAACAGGUGCGGCUCUUGCAGAGCAGCAUCGAGAUUAUUGAGCGCCGCCUGACAAACCUCAACAUUGGUCAAACGCAGCUGCUCAUGGUGCUUGGACACCACCCAGACUUUGGGGUUCCGUUCGGGGCCAUCGCUGAGUUUGUUGACACCAUGAAGGCCACCGUUCAGGACAUCAAGGCGUCGAUCGAGGAUCUUCGCGCUAAUUCUGCAGAGCAGUGCAUGCUUCUUAGCAGCCGCCUUGACCGCCUCGAGGAACUGGUUCAGGCUCGCACAUCGGGGCCAAUGGUGAACUUCCGCCGCCGAUGGAGUUUGCAGGCAUCUCGAGCCUCUGAAGAUGCUCGAUCCCGGAGUCCUUCCGUUCGCAUUGCUGAAGCAGCAGAGCGUGCUGAUUCUUUCUUCGAGGAGCAUUCACCUCUUCUUUCGGAAGAUGCUAGGUCCUGGAGUCCUUCCUUUUUCAAUGCCGCAUUGUGCGCCGGUUCUCCCCUUGGAGAUCUGGCUGACAGCAACCACGGCCUAGAUCCGGCCCCCGAACGCAGCUCGGGAUCCGAUGGAUGGGAACGUGUGGGCUCUGCACUGCCUCAGGACCCUGGCCCGGUCCUAAGUUCCGAAGUUCAGCGAGCCGUGGUGUAUCAACGUGAUGUGUCCCUGCCGAAGCUUCCCUACGAACAUGGCAUUUGGGGCCUCGUCUUUGGGUCUCCUGCAUCCCUGCCCACCGCCCGCUUCCCUGCACCAGUUGGUCCCCGGCCUCAACCGAUCCCCACCCCCCCUGACCCGUCCACGAAUUCCCUCGAGCUCUCUGCUGCAGCUCCCCCUGACGUCAGCCUGGCCCGGAUCAAAGCCGCCACUUUUCGUGUCACUGAUGCAGCCCUUCGUGACCGUUGCUUGGUGCAGCUUAAGACUUUGUUGCUUCUUGACCCGUCGGCCACCAAGACCGGCAUUCAGAUGACUACGUGCUUCGGCAAAAUUUUGGAGCCUGACCGAGCCCUCUUGGUUCUUCAGGACACGUUGCGGCCCAAGGCCACUGGCACCAUCAGCAAACGCACGGGCUCUCUCUGGCGCCUGGCUCACUACCUGGCCUCCGUGGACGGCCGCAGCCCCUUCAUGGUUUCGGAGCCCCUGCUCUAUGAGUAUCUCUGCUCACUUCGUGAAGCUGAAACUGGUGCUACCUCCGGCGCCUCCGCUUUGGAGGCCUUACGCUUCGCUGAUGGUUUGUUUCGCUUCCAGCGGAUCUCUCUGCGUGAGGUGGACAGCGCCCGCAUUCGUGGUGUGGCGCAUGCCAUGUAUGUUCGCAAACAAAAGCGCCAGCAAGCCCCUGCCUUGACUGUUCGUGCCAUCCGCUUCCUGAUGGCAUGGUGCUGCGACCCGUCCCGGCCUCUGCAUACGCGCGUUAUCUCUGGCCACCUUCUUGCGUGCAUCUUUGCAGUCGCACGUUGGUCUGACUUGCGCUUCCUUGCCUUCUUCCGGGUGCUCUCUGACGACGAGUUCAGCAUCUUCGAGUCCGCGACUUCCCAGCACAAGACCGCACACUCCAAGGAGGCCCAGGUCGAGCUCCUUCCAUUCAUUGGCUUAGGUCAAUGGCCGGGCUGUGAGUCAUGGGCUGCGUGUCUUGAGACUCUUCGAGCCGAGUCCGACCUCUCGCACUUGGAGGGUCGCGGGGGUUAG
Symbiodinium sp. CCMP2592 is the source of this 1851-nucleotide messenger RNA. The record is from the annotation of a GenBank genome assembly. Lineage: Eukaryota; Dinophyceae; Suessiales; Symbiodiniaceae.